This is a messenger RNA of Acipenser ruthenus (sterlet), 3263 nucleotides long. RefSeq lists its product as uncharacterized. The coding region runs from base 629 to 1924 and encodes 431 amino acids. The record is from RefSeq and is a predicted model, not a curated record. NCBI's taxonomy places the organism in Eukaryota, Metazoa, Chordata, Actinopteri, Acipenseriformes, Acipenseridae. The transcript has 5 exons.
CUGUCUAGGGUGCUAUGCUUCAUUCCAACUUAGCUCUUAAUUGUCUUUAAUGGACCAUUUUAACCAUUAUAUUCUAGGACCGAUUGUGAGCACCUUCGCAUGCAGGGCUAUUUACAGCAUCAGUUUGAACUAAUACCUCUGUACGUAACUUAGUAACUAAUACCUGUAAGUAAGCUACAGUAUAUUCAUGUACAAAUUAUUUUUUUACUUGCCGUCAAUUUUAAUUAUUUCCGCGGGAGAACUCUCAUCUUCAUAAUAUUUCACAUCAACUAUGCUUCCUAUUUUGAAAGAUGUGUUUAAUACAUCGGUCCUAUGGACAAUAUCCAAUGUUGGUGGAAUUUCUCUCCAUUCAAUAAGGAUCCACAUAUCUUACUGUAAUAAAUAAAAUAACCUUUUCGGUAGACAUGUAGACACGUUUCUUUUAAAAGUAUAUAUAACUUAAUUUAAAUGUGAAUAAUAUUUCCACUUACCGGAGAAAUAAAGUCGUUAUCGAACUGUCCCGAAAACUUCUCUGGAGUUCAAAUUGCCCACGCGAGCUGGCAUGGGCACGAGAGCAGACAAGGAAAAUACCAACGGAGUAUUUUUAAAACUCAUCGGGAGAAACGAAGACAAUUAAGCCUUAACAAGAAUGGAAUACAAAAAAUACAUAAACAAUGAAAACCAGUUGCCAAAAAUUCCUGCAGUCACAAAGAGGAGAUGGAAAACAAAAAAUAAAGAGUCAACAAAGAGAAAAUGCUACAAGAACUGGCUUAUACAGUCGUCAUCUGAAGUUCAGUCAUCAGAAACAGUUCUUCCAUUACCGAAAAGCUGUCUUGUGGAGGACUCAAUGGACUAUUUUCAGGAUGGACACACACAUAGCAGAAUGGACACACAUGGGCAGACACAUGACAAUGAAGAAGAAAAAAGGAAGAACAAAAAUGAAGAAAAAAUCUGUUCAGGUGCACGUAUUACAGAAACUGAGAGUGUACUUUCUGUUUUGUGCUUUGCAUUACGGCAUAAAUUAAGCAAAACUGCACUGAAUGAUUUACUUGCAUUAAUUAACUUGUAUUGUCCUGCACAUAUAAAUGCAGUCCCUGACAGCAAACAUAAGUUCUUCAAGUUCUUUGAAGGCUUUAAUGACUCGGUUGAUUUGCAAUUUUGUUGUCCAAACUGCCAGAGUUAUUUUGGUAAGGAAGUGCUUGCCCAGUGUAUGACUUGCGGCAACAUCCCUGGAGAUAAUGAAUCACUUAUUAAAAGAGGUUCUGUUUUCCUAACAAUGUCCUUAAAAAAACAAUUAGAAAAAAAGAUGGCUGAUAAAAAUUUCUGCCAGGCACUAAAUUAUAGAUGGUCUCGAACAAAACUUAGUACAGAGAAUUAUGAUAUAUAUGAAAUAUAUGAUAGUACAAUGUAUCAGUCUGUGGAAAAUUUUAAUGAUCCAUCAAAACUGAAUUUGUCUUUGUCUUGGAAUGUUGAUGGUGUGCCCAUUUUUAAAUCCUCCUCUUUUCAUAUUUGGCCUCUUCAAGUUAUAAUUAAUGAGCUUCCUCCAAAUUUAAGAAAGGAAAAUAUAUUGCUUGGUGGACUGUGGUUUGGAUCUACCAGGCCAGAUAUGAAUACUUUCCUGCAGGCAUUUGUAGAAGAAUGCACACUUCUAGAAAGGCAAGGCUUGACUUGUGAGUGGAAGGGACAAAAGACAGUGUUAUAUGUCUACAAUUUAAUGUGUGUUUGUGAUUCAGUCGCUCGUUGUUUGGUGCAAAAUGUGAAGCAGUUCAACUUGAAGUUGGCUGUAAUUGGUGUUGCCAUGAAGAAGAAGUGGUCCAAAAAGGAAAUGGUUAUGCAAGAGUGUAUGCAUUCAACCUUCCAGAACCAGAAUUACGAACACACAAUGAACACUGUGAGCAUGCAGCAUCUGUCAUCAAAUCUAAUGAUGCUGCACUGCUUGGUGUGAAAGGCCCAUCACCACUAGUGUUUUUAUCAUAUUUUAACAUGAUUUCUGGAUUUGCAUUUGACUACAUGCACUGCAUUCUUUUAGGUAUCUGCCGUCAAAUGUUUACAUUGUGGUUUGACAGCAAGUUCCAUUGUGAUGCAAAAAAAUAGAUAUGGUUGACAAUCGGAUUCUUGCUAUAAAACCACCUACUAAUAUUACAAGGGCACCACGUUCUAUUAAUGCACCAAGGUAUUGGAAAGCUUCUGAAUACAGACAUUUUAUUUUGUUCUAUGCUGUUCCUUGCUUAAAUGGAAUCUUACCAAAACAAUAUUUACAACAUUUACUACUUCUUAUUCAAGGUACAUUCAUUCUUCUGAAGGACUCAGUCUCCCCAAAGGACAUUGAUUUGGCUGAACUGUUCUUUAAAAAAUGUGUCAUUUAUUUUGAACAGUUAUAUGGCAAAUGUCAUGUGAGUUACAAUGUCCACAUUUUACUGCAUGCAUGUAAUUCAGUAAGGAAUUGGGACCCAUUGUGGUGUCAAAGUACCUUUCCUUAUGAGGGCAAUAAUGGCAGUCUACUAAAACUGUUUCAUGGCACGCAAGGUGUACCUGAACAAAUUGUUAACAUGUUUUGCUUAUACCAACAUGUCCCCAUUCUCAUGACACUUGCUUUUGUGGAGGGAUUAGAAGCCCAGAGCAAAGGUUUUGUUGAACAAAUGUUAAGGGGGUACACACUUACAAAAAAAUGUGUCCUAAAAGAUAGUGUUGUGCUCCUUGGCUAUCCACUGAUUAGAAUGCCCACACCAAGAGAAGCUCACUUAUUAAAAGAAACAGGAUUGCAAAAAGUACGUAAUUGUAAAUUCCAUAAUAGGGCAAUCAUUAAUGGAAAUCGCAUUCACACAAUAACAUGUAAAACAUUGUUUAAAAGGAUUAACUGUGCUGUGGUACUUUUGGGUGGAUCAAUUGGGAUUGUUAGAUCUUUUGUUGAUGUUGGAUAUGAGUGUAUGACAGCAUUUGCAUUUAUUAAUCCUGUUGUCACAUGUAACAGCAGCAUUGUGACAGAUAAGCAAACAGGUGCUACUGCUACUGGAAUUGUAAGGAAAGUGACUGUUUCUAAUGACAUUCAAUUGAUCAAGUGCUCAGACAUCUUGACAACAUGUGUUUAUUUAUGCAACAUCCCUGAUGUUGUUGACCAUUUUUAUUGCAUCCAACCAAAUAAGUGGGAAGUGGACUAAAGUGACAGAUCAUGAUAAAGCUGUUGGAUUCACUCUAAUUCCCAAUGAAAUUAAUAUUGAUUUUAUUCUAAGACUCUUCUUAUAAAUGACUCUUCCAUGUAUCAGCAAAACACUUAUAGGUAUUUC